Neospora caninum is the source of this 1377-nucleotide messenger RNA. RefSeq lists its product as hypothetical. The record is from RefSeq and is a predicted model, not a curated record. Bases 1 to 1377 code for a protein of 458 amino acids. The transcript has 5 exons. NCBI's taxonomy places the organism in Eukaryota, Apicomplexa, Conoidasida, Eucoccidiorida, Sarcocystidae.
AUGGCACAGCUCGUGUGCCGGAAAAACUUGGAAACGGAGGAAGAGGUCGAAGACUUUGAAGGAGAAGAAGCAAAAGCGGAUUGUAAUGCAACCGAUCCGUUGACAUCCGACGAGGAAGAUGUCGUGACAACAGAAGCGGCAACAUGGUGUUAUUCCCAACUGUUCGCUGCGCCGGAGACAACGGCGCCGGACCCGAUCAUCUGCACGUUUUCUCAUCUUCUUCAGACGCAUCGUACAACUGCCGAAGCCGCUGCUACGUCUUCCUCAGCGCGCCCCGACAGCGACCAUGAGCCUCUGACGGCGGCAGGAGAGCCUGGAGGCACCGACGAGCUCGGGCCCUCUUUGUCUGUGGAGGAAAGGAGGGUGACGCGUGAAGCAGAUCCUUGGACGGAACUGCGUUCGGCUGAGACAGGCUCAGGUGAUGUGCAGCGGAAGAGAGAAAACGGAGAAGAAGAAGUACCCGCCUUUGCGGGGAUUGAAGCAAUCCUGGAGCAGACAGCUACACGAAGAGGAAAGGGGAAAAGAGAAAAAGGCCGACAGUCCAACAGACCUCGGGAGGUGAAGCCAGGUUUUGGGCAUUCGGAAAAGACAUUCCUUCCGCAGUCAGCAGGUGUACGGACACAGCCUGUCGAAGACGGAGUUGAAUAUUGUGCGAGCGGAGACGGAGCUCCGUGUGUCUCAAGCUGGGAUGGCAACUCUCGCUGCAGGCCGAGUACGCAGCAGUCGCCGUCUCAGUUUUGUCCGACGUGUGGCCAGCCUAUUGUCUCGGAACUGUCGUCAUCUGAUGUAUGUGGGGACAGUUGGUCUUCUCGAGCGGGUCUCCCCAGCUGUGCAGUCGCGACCUCCCGUCCGGACCCGUCACAACCGGAUGUGCCGGCAAAGGAAAAAGUGCGAAAUGGAGUCGGUGCGUGCGCGUUGAACAGUGGUUUGAACCAAGGAGGAACGCAGAGGUUAGGAGGGCAUGUUUCAGGGAAGCCGAUGGCACGUUCCGAUAUUAUCCGCCUCCUACGGCCACCACCUGUGCCGGUGUCGGUAGCAUUUGAUAGACUUAAUUCGACGGCAGCAUGUCUCUGGCGUGAAUAUCGAGACACUGGGGAACAGGGUGAGGCAUCAGUUCAAGCGGGGAGAGAGAAAAAUAUGCAUGGAAGAUGCGUUCCACAGCUCAGCAGAGCGAUGCAACAGCACGCUCAGUUGCGUGCUCAAAUAGCAUGUCUGGUUGGCGAUACACCAGAUACGGAUGCGGACAGCGUUCCUGCCGGAGCUGCUGAGGUUUUUCAGGUUCUUUCAACAGACAAACAGGACGCGCUUCUUGAACUUUUGCUGUCCUGGUACUAUGCUGGUUUCUACAGUGGGCGUAUCAGUUUGGAAAUAGGGUGA